Molecule: messenger RNA, 2022 nt
Organism: Lycium barbarum (goji berry)
Lineage: Eukaryota; Viridiplantae; Streptophyta; Magnoliopsida; Solanales; Solanaceae
Exons: 1
Coding region: 1-2022 (673 amino acids)
Source: RefSeq, a predicted model, not a curated record
AUGAUGAAGUGUCUAAUUUGGAAUGUUCGGGGAAUAAAUAAGAGAUACAAGCAAAAGGAGCUGAAACAGUAUCUCAGGAAUAAUAAUAUUAAGCUUGCAGGUUUGAUUAAAACCAGGGUUAAACAGGGCAAACCUAAUGGUACACUGAAUAUUAUUGCUAGAGAUUGGGGUUGUUCAAACAACUACAAUGCAGCCAGUAAUGGUAGGAUUUGGAUUAUGUGGGAUCAAGCCUUCUAUAAUAUUACUACUUUGGUUUUUGAGGCUCAAUUUCUACACUGUUUGGUUCAUGAUAUCACUAAUACUCUAGAAUGGGAGCUAACAGUAAUCUAUGGUUUUAAUACCAUAGAAAUUACAAGGACACUAGGGGAAGGGUUACUCAACCUCUCUCUAACAGUAUCAAAACCAUGGAUGUUCUGUGGUGAUUUCAAUGCUACUCUGUACUUUGUGGAUAGGAGAGGUGGUAAUCCAAUAACAGUGGGAGAGGUGAAAUAUUUUACUGAUUGUCUUCAGCAAAUUGGUGCGAGUGAAUUGAUGUGGAGGGGAGAAUAUUUUACAUGGAGCAACAAACAGUUAGGUGCUGAUAGAAUAUGUAGCAAGAUUGAUAGGGCGUUUGGAAAUUUUGACUGGAUAAUGAAUUGGAGACAGGUAUAUAUUGAAUAUGGGCUGCCUAACUUUUCAGACCACUCCUCUAUACUCUUUUCAGUUGCUAGCCAAACAUCAAAGAUCAAAGUCCCUUUCAGAUUCUUCAACACUUGGUGUGAUCACUCAAAGUUUGAGGAGAUUCUCAAAACUACUUGGGGAAAAAACAAAGCCAGGGAUAAUAUGGAGAAUAUUUGGCUCAAACUAAAGGCCCUCAAACCUGGGUUACAAAAGCUAAACAAGAACGAAUUCAAGAAUAUUACCACCAAGAUAGAACAAGCUAGAACAGAACUUGGAAUUGUCCAGCAAACCAUUCGCACCCAAGUCUCUGAUCAGCUUCUCAUCAGAGAGAAAGAGCUCCUAGUAAACCUUGAAAAAUGGUCUUUGAUUGAAGAAAGUGCACUACAACAGAAAUCCAAGGCUAGGUGGAUCAAACUUGGUGAUUCUAAUACCAAUUAUUUUUCUACCAUCAUCAAGGAGAGAACACAGAGAAAACAGAUCUUUGAACUAGUAUCUACUACAGGUACUAGACUUCUAGAUCAACAAGAUAUCAAACAUGAGAUUUUGACUUUCUAUAAAGAAUUACAGGGUACCUCAAAUAGCUCUUUACCAGCAGUUGACCAGAACAUAAUAAGCAAAGGACCUGUACUUGAUAAUACUCAACAACUACAACUGUUAGCCCGAGUCAGUGAAGAAGAAAUUCAAAAUGCUCUCAAAUCAAUUGGUGAUGAUAAAUCUUCUAGAAUUGAUGGCUACAAUGCUUUCUUUUUCAAAAGAGCUUGGAGUAUUAUUAAAACUGAUCUUGUCCGAGCAGUUCAGGACUUUUUUGUCACGGGCAGAAUAUACAAGCCAAUAAACCGCUCAGCUAUUACUUUGAUUCCAAAGAAUGACAAUCCAACUACUAUCAAAGAAUACAGUCCUAUUGCCUGUUGCAUAGUGGCAUACAAGGUGAUUACAAUGGUGUUGGCUGCCAGGAUUCAGAAAGUUAUAGCCUCAGUAAUAUGUGAAGCCCAAGCAGGUUUCAUUCCUGGCAGGAAAAUAGCAAACAAUGUCAUUCUAGCACAUGAGUUAGUCAAAGCAUACACUAGAAAGGGUGUCUCUCCUAGAUGCAUGGUGAAAAUAGAUCUCCAAAAAGCCCAUGAUUCAGUGGAAUGGGCUUACAUUGAACAAGUACUAGAAGGACUGAACUUUCCCACAAAAUUCAUAUGCUGGAUCAUGCAGUGUGUUACCACUGUGAGCUACUCAAUACUCAUUAAUGGAGAGCUUUCUGAGCCUUUUACUACUGCUAAGGGACUGAGACAAGGAGAUCCCAUUUCCCUUUUCCUCUUUGCCAUAGCAAUGGAAUAUUUGAGUAGAAGUUUGAAUGGACUAAAGGAACAAUAG